CACGCGUCGUCAGAUCUCGCUGAAUGAGUGGAACAGAUUUAGUUCUGUUUUAGUUUUUUUUUGUUCUUGUGACAUUUAUUUUUUCAAGUGAAAGAGAGUGUAAAAGGAAUCAAAUCGAGAGAGACGGCGAAAAUAUUUCUCUCCACCGCCAUGGGUGCGGAGAAGAAGAUGCUGCGUUUAUUACUGCGGGUGUUGGUGUUCGUUGCAGCUGUGAAAGGGGACUCUGCUGACUGCACUUUCGAAGAAGGACUGUGCGGAUGGACGAAGCAGGGCAGCGGCGUGGAGUGGAGGAGGAGCCAGACCACUCCCGGAGGACAGGAGUCGGGGCCUGCAGGCGCCCAUGAAGGCUCUUGGUUCGUAUACCUGGACACGCGCAACGGAACCGACUUGUCCGAGGCGAGACUGGAGGCCGACCUCGAGCCCUCUGAGGCCGGCUCGUGCUUCGCCUUCUGGCUGAGCUCACACGGCCCAGAACUCGGCAAGCUCGAGCUAUACGCGGACGGUGUGGUGGUGUUCUCAGAGUUCGAAGAUCGCGGUCCAGACUGGCGUCGCUUUUCGAGAACCCUCAAACCUGCACAAUCUCAGCUAAUGUUUGUCGGCAUGCAAGGACCGGGAUCUCUUGGUUUCUUCGCCCUCGACGACUUCGAGAUUACGUCUGGGCCCUGUACGCCGCCGCCUCCUUCCCCGGACUACCUCUUCAGCUGCGACUUCGAGGACAACAGCUGCGAAAUCACUAGCGAGGCGUAUUUGGGAACGUCUUGGAAGAGAUCGUUUGGAGGAAGGAUCGGUUUUGAUCAUACGAGCAACUCUGUUGAGGGGCACUUCCUCCAAUUGGCCAUCGAGUGCGAGGGUGCUGCCUGUGAGGGGGGCGCAGUGGACGCCUCCUUGCCCGUCCUCAGCACCGACACCCUCUCGUCCGAUGCCAGCGUCUGCUUCCGAAUGUGGUACCGCAUGUUGGGCAGGGGCGGCCAGCGAUUACAGGUCGUCCUGGAUGAGGAAGAACUACUCUUCGACCGAGAAGACACCAACACUUUCAGCGACGAGUGGUUCCUAGGGACGUAUCAGUGGACUUCGGUGGAGGCGAUGCCUUCUCGACUCAACCUCACCCUCCGAGCCAUCGUGGGCAGCCUCCAGGACAACAGAACCACGUACCACGCAGUCGACGACGUGGCAGUGUUCGCGGGGGAGUGUCCGACCGUCCUCACCACGUGCACGUUCGAGGGCGGGGACACGUGCGGCUGGUCCAACACCAUCAUAAGCGACGACAUGGACUGGCUGGUGUUCGCGGGCCCUUCGCCCAGCUCUCCUGACGCAGGCCCGGCCUUCGACAACACACUCGCGGACAGCGACCCCCUCGGAGGACACUACCUUGUGGCCGACUCCCACGAGGCCGAGGGGCACCGCAUGGCCGCCCUCCGCUCGCACCUCCUCCCUGGCCUCGGCGCCUACUGCCUCUCCUUCUUCUACUUCAUGAAGGGCCCGCAAGUCGGUCGCUUGGAAGUCAGGACGUGGAACACCGUCGGCGGCGUGUCCGGGAGUGAAAAGAUCGUGUGGGCUCUCUCUGGCAGCAAUGGUGAAACGUGGCAAUACGGGUCCGUCGGCAUAACGUCUGAGGAGGACUUCUGGAUCGCUUUCCAAGGGAGUGUGCUGAGGGCCGGCGGAGGUGACAUCGGUCUGGAUGACAUCACCGUCACGAAGGAAGCGUGCGGAGUGCAGCCGCCUGUAGCUGGGGUGUAUCCCUCUGAGCCGCCAGAGACAGAACCACCGGUCAUAACGGAGUGGAGUUGCGCCUUCGAGGACGAGGGUGACUGGCUGUGCGGCAUGAGCGAGGUCGCAGGAGGGUGGCAGGUCAAGGCAGGCUGGGACGCGGCCGAAGGGACCAACCCGCCGCUCGACCACACUACCUCUUCUGGUGAUGGCCACAUGCUGUACCUGCCUGGCUCAAAAACCGCCCAUGCCGAGCUGGAGACACCUUCCCUUGGAUUCCCCGGCGACAGCGAAGCCUCUUGUUUAUCGCUGUGGUAUCGUAUUCCUACUGCAGACGCUGGGACACUGAAGGUUUUCAUGAAGGACUUAAAUAAAGAAGACGACAUCCCAGUUCUACUGUUGGACGGGCGCUGGGGGUCGAAGGACUGGCUCUAUGCCCAGGCCUGGCUCAACCCAACGACCUCAGGCCAAUUUGAGAUUCGCUUGCGCGGAGAACCCGGAGGAGCCGAGAACGCCGGAAUAGGUGUCGAUGACGUCAGAAUAACAGCGGGGGCGUGUCCGUGGCUGCGACAGUGUGACUUCCAGGACUCCACUUGUCUGUGGGAAGUGGAGGCCCAGGAUGACAGCUUCCAAUGGACAGUUUCGACGGGGCAGGGCAAUCGUGGGCCUGAAAAUGAUCAUACCUUCAACGAGAACUCAGGAGGCUAUCUAACGAUCUACACCAACGGAACGACGCCGGGAGUUUCCAGCACACUCAAGAGCGUCACUUUGCCCCCCUCAACCACCUGCCUCAACUUCUGGUGGGCCUUCAGUGGCUCCGACGUUGGGACGCUACAGAUCCUGCUAAAAGGCGUAUCAUGGGAUUCCUGGAAGACCGUUUGGAGUCUGGAUAACCCAACCGGCGGCGACGCUGAAGCUCAGGGAGACUGGCACCCCGGCAGUAUCCCUUACAACCACACUGACUCGGGCAUUGUCCUGGCGUUCCAUGUGAUUAACCACAAAAAGAACUCUGGCUGGAUAGCUCUGGAUGAUGUGGCUGGUCACGAGGGCACAUGCGAGGUGAUUCCUCUCGAGGCAGAGAUACAGAAUCCCGUCGACCCGACCACCGCCACUCAGGGUCCGACGCUGGAGCCCGUCGAUUCUUGGAGUUGUACCUUCAAGGAUGACCUCUGUGACCUCGUCUCCCUGGAAGGCUACGCGGGCAAGUGGGAACGUGGAAACACAUUGGAUAAGGUCCCUGAUGCUCAAGGUGUGUUGUUUGUGUUAAAUGGUAAGAGAUGUCAUAAUCGAUGUGAUUUAGAAAGUUAUGAUGGUAACAGGCACAGUAAGGGUAAGCUCCUCUUCCGCAGUGAUUCCUCUCGAGGCAGAGAUACAGAAUCCGUCGACCCGACCACCGCCACUCAGGGUCCGACGCUGGAGCCCGUCGAUUCUUGGAGUUGUACCUUCAAGGAUGACCUCUGUGACCUCGUCUCCCUGGAAGGCUACGCGGGCAAGUGGGAACGUGGAAACACAUUGGAUAAGGUCCCUGAUGCUCAAGGUGUGUUAAUCGUCUUCGAAGCAGAGAAGGGCAUCAACGCGGAAGCAAUCAUCGCCCUCGACGAGCUGCUCCUCCACGGGGCCCCCUGCAGCGUCGUCGGACCCACGGACGCCCCGGACACGAGGAUGAUGUGUGACUUCGAAGAGGAUCUGUGCGGGUUCAAGUUAGAGGACGAGCAUGGCAAGUGGAUAUGGACAUACCCACACAACCCUGACAACGAUUUCCCUCACCCGUCCAAGGAUCAUACUUAUUACACAGGAUAUGGGCACUACCUCGCCGCGCCCUUGGAAGACGACCGCGAGGGCGUGGUGGGGCGCGUGGUGAGUCCCGAAUACAGCCUGGAGAGACACGAAGAGCAGUGCCUCGUCUUCUGGUACGUCCACAACGGGAACACAAACAGGGACGUCCUUGAAGUCUAUGUCAAACACGGACUGAACAUCUUCCCUCAGGCUGCGUGGAGAGAGACGGCGAACCACAUGUACACGUGGAUGAUGGCCAACAUCGCCAUCCCUUCCGGCCGAAACCACUUCAGCGUGAUCUGGAGCGCCGUGCAAAGGAAGAGGGACAACCAAGGGGUCUUUGCGCUCGACGACGUGGAGAUCCUGGAGAAGGAGUGUCCAAAAAUAGGUACCUGCACCUUCGAGUAUGGGACGUGUGGAUGGCAGAACCUUUACCAGACAGAGAACAAGACAGACGAAACGGACUGGAUUCAGGGCUCGGGAGAGGACGGUCUGAACGGGAUUGCGCCUCCGAAUGACCACGCCGGAGAUACUAAAGGGAGAUUCCUCUAUGUGGAUGGCGCGAACAACACGACGGGGACAGCUGUGUUGGAGAGUCAGCUGUUGACGCCCGAACAACACAGCGAUUUCUGCUUCUCCUUCUGGUUCUUCAUCGAAGGAGUGCCAGCAGACGAAAUCAGCAUCAGCUCUGUGGUGUCCGACGGCACCGAGAAAGUCCUCUGGUUCUAUGACGGUGCCAGUCAGGGAUGGACUAAGGGCCAAGUGAGGGUCAACGCUGCCAUAUUCAUCUUUGACGAACUGCCUUACCAGCUGUACAUCCGCGGGCGCAGAACCACGUCAGCAUCCGUCCUUUCCAUAGACGACUUCUCCUUCAAGAGGGAGCUCGAGUGCCAUACUCUCCCCCCUCCUUCACCCUCCACGACCCCGCCCACGUCUACGCUAUGGGCUUGCACCUUCGCCCAUGAAGACUACUGUGGGAUGACACUGUCCGGGGCUGGCCUGUGGGACUUCAGUGAGGACGAUUCGGCUCUGGAUCACGGCGCAGAUUCCUCUACCUUGGUGCUCGAGGCAGACCCGGGCAAGGGGAGUCGUGGUGCCCUGCCAAUGCUCGCGGCAGUCGAAGGCCCUCGGUGCCUCACCUUCUGGUACCAGAUCGACGGCGCUGAUGCUGGAGAACUGUCGGUUGUUGUAACACUAAGCGAAGGCAAAGAGGAGGCUGUGUGGACGCGUGGCUGGCCUCAGGUGGCGUGGGCGCUCGCCUCCGUGGACAUUCCCGUUGAUGGCUCCUCGAAGGUGGAAAUCGUCGGUCUGAUGGGCGACAGCAUCGAAGCAACCAUAGCGAUUGACGACUUUAUGAUCCUAGAACACUCUUGCGAUACGGGGCCGACAGAUGGACCUGCAGCUGGUAACUGUGACUUCGAAGAGAGCUCCCUCUGCGGGUACACGUCAGAUGCGGGUCUUGGCGACUGGAAGUGGAUCUCCCCCAACAAAGACUCGGGUGACGGGGUUCCUCAUCCGUCCGUGGAUCAUACUUACAACACAGGCUAUGGUCACUACAUGGAAGCGUCGCUGGUGCCGUCGACAACAGAAGGACUCGUGGGACGCUUGAAAGCACCGGAGUUCAUUCAGCCUGAAGACCUCCAACAAUGCGCUUCUUUCUGGUACAUCCACAACGGCGGCUCCAACCUCGACAAACUCUUGGUCUACGCCAACCGAUCCGGAGACGUUGGCAUGCCUUUGUGGAAGGAGACAGCGGGGUACAUAAACACGUGGCUCUCGGCGUCGGUGCCAGUGCCCUCGGGAGCCUUGCCGGUGCAGCUGAUAUGGGAAGCUUGGCAGGACAAACGCGAAGAGCAUUCCUCCAUUGCUGUUGAUGACGUCACCAUCAAAAAUGAAGCAUGUGGAGCCAUUGGCUCGUGCGACUUCGAGAAGAGCACCUGCGGCUGGCAGAACGUCGUGGAUGAGAGCGGGGGAUCAGGCAACCAGGAGUGGGUUCGAGGCGCGGGCGAAGGAGGGAACAGCGAUGCGCCGUUGGUGGACCACGAUGGCAGUUCGCUCGGAAUGUUUCUCUACGUCGGGUCUACCAUGUUUGGCACUGGUCUGGCACUGCUGGAGAGUCAGAUGCUGAUUCCUGAACAGCACAACAAUCUCUGCUUCCACUUCUGGUGGUUCCUUGACGGCUUUGACGCCGAAGACUCGAUCUGGAUCCGCCUGUGGAAGGACGACGGCCACAACUCCGAGAUCUGGAGGCAGAAGGCGGACAGCUUCAUCGGGGGGUGGCAGGAGGGUCAGGUCCACAUCAAGGCAGACGGCGUAUUCGAGCCAGGGGCGUACCAGAUACGCAUCGGCGGCAUGCGAGCCACCGACCUGUCGACUAUCGCCAUCGACGACUUCGACAUGACUCAGUUCUCGGGCUCUUGCGACACCUUACCCCCCGAUCACGUGACUCCGGCUCCUACCGACACCCCGAGCUUGUGGGAAUGCGACUUCGAAAACAGCCACCUCUGCAGCAUGUAUGGGAUGGGCGAGGCGGUUUGGGUAGUGUUGACGUCAGAUACUAUAGACCACGGUGAUGGAGAGCACUGCAUCUCGCUGCUCGGGACCAAAGGGGAGGAGGGGCGAAGGAGAAUCCCCAAGCUGACCCCCCAGGACGGCCCUCGGUGCCUCACCUUCUGGCACUUCCUCGACGGGGCCGAGAGUGGCGAGCUCUCCAUUAUCGUCACCACCAACGACAUCGAGCAGAAGAUCUGGGCGAGGUCCCUGCCUGAUCCCGGAUGGACGUUCGCCUCAGUCAACGUCCCCAUUGACGACUCCUCGCAGAUUGAUUUAUCAGGUAUCAAGGGCGGCAAUUCGAUGGCGUCUAUGCUAGUGGACGACAUGUCUAUUCUUCAGAAAUCGUGUGAGACAGAUGCUGUCAGAGAAUGCGGCUUCGAAGAGAGCGACAUCUGUGGCUACACCAGUGAAUCAGGACUCGGGAACUGGACGCGGGUGUCGCCACACGACGGCGACAGCAGCCUUGCUCCUCACACGCCCGUCGACCAUACCUACAACACUGAAUAUGGCCACUACAUGGAGGCGUCGCUGGUCCCCUCCCAGAAGGACGAUCUGGUCGGGCGGCUGAAGACCCCCGAGAUCUCGCAGCCGGUGGACGUCCAGCAGUGCGCCACCUUCUGGUACGUUCACAACGGCGCGACGGUUUUGGACAAGCUCCUCGUCUACGGCGUUCUCAACGGGGACUACGGCAGGCCGCUGUGGAAGGAAAAGGCAAGCUACAUCGACACGUGGUUGUCCGCGUCGGUGCCACUGCCAACAGGGCCGCCGACCGUGCAGCUGGUGUGGGAGGCCUGGCAGGGCAAGAGGAACGACCACUCCACCAUGGCCGUUGAUGACGUCACGAUUAGCAUGCAGCCCUGCGACGCCAUCGGAACGUGCGACUUCGAGACGAGCACGUGCGGCUGGCAGAACGUGGUGUCGGGAGACAACCGCACGGACGAGUCGGACUGGAUACGCGGGUCGGGUCGGACGGGCAUCGAUCUCGACAACCCCGAUGCGGAUCACAAUGGAGAUGUCAAUGCCACGUACCUUUACGUAGACACUCAAUUCGAUGGCACCGGAAUGGCACUGCUGGAGAGCCAGAUGCUCCAGCCUGAACAACACAACAACCUUUGCUUCCACUUCUGGUUCUUCAUCCAGGGCGAGGAAGAGGACAACAUAUGGAUUGAGCUGCAGAAGGAGGACGACCAGAAACACGAGGUCUGGAAUGCCGACGGCCAGAGCGACACGGUUGGGAAAUGGAAGGAAGGACAAGUGCACAUCAAGGCUAAUGAUUUAUUCACCCCUGCUCCGUAUCAGGUCUUCAUCGUUGGUUUCCGCAAGUCCAAACACGCCAAAAUAGCCAUCGACGACUUCGUCAUGUCCAAAUUCGACGGAAACUGUCCAGUGUUGCCAACUCAUAACGAGGAUAUUUCUUGUGACUUCUCGGAGGACCAGUGUGGCUGGACAAACGAUCCAGACAACCAGAUUGAUUGGAAAUACAAUGCCGAGGCCAACGAGAUGUGGCUCGACCCGGCGGAUGUGGGAGACAACUACAGGGUCGGGCGCUUCGGGAGUCCCGUCGUGGAGGUGAACGAGGGAGAUGCCCUUUGCUUCACGAUGACUUGGAAGAAGGAGGACCAGGUCGAUGCUGCGCUCUCCGUCAAGCUCUACAGCGAGAGCCUCAUUGAGGAGGAGACCCUCAUGACGAUCCACGACGGCUUCUCGGGCGAGUACAGGAACACGAGCGUCGAGGUCACAAAGGCGGGGAAACACCACUUUGUCAUCACCGGCCUGGUCAGUCCCCGUUGGGAGGGCGUCAUGCGCUUUAGUGACGUCUCCGUGACCGACUCUCCCUGUUCGGAAGUCGUGGUUGCAGGAGGACUCAGUUGCGACUUCGAAAACCCUCAACAGUGCGGCUUCCACACUUCCCUUCCCGGAGACACAGCGAAGUGGACAUGGGGCUCCGGCACCCCUUCUCUUGACCACACCCUCGAUGCUAGGGAUGGUCACAGCAUGUUCGUCAACGUGAAUGAAGUAGGGAGUAACAAAAUAACACAUUUAGUUACUCCGUCUAUCGUGCCCACGGAUGAGUACGUGUGCAUUACCUUCUGGAUAUAUAUACAAGGCGCCCAGUCCUCUAGGCUUACGAUGUACAUAGAGCAAGGGGGACUCAACAGCCUCCCGCUCUGGACGAAGCAAAAGUCCUUCGGCACGGAAUGGCGCGGCGCCAGAGCCAGCACCUGGGUCGAUGUUUCUCAGAACUUUACGGUGGUCUUCGAAUUACUAACGGACACGGAGAUAAUCUUCGAGAGCGUGGCAGUGGACGACGUGGUGAUCAGCCCAGGGAGUUGCCCGGAACCCGUGACGUGCAACUUCGACGACGACCUCUGCCUGUGGACGCAAGGACACAUGGACAUGCUCAACUGGAAGCUUGUUGACAGUCUGGGUGAUCUUCAUGACCAUACGUCUGGCAACGGUUAUUUCCUGGCCCUGAAAACAGGACCUCCGGCAGCACCUGGGGACACUGCGGUGCUGGACUCCCAGCCUGUCAUGAUCUCGGGCGUCGCCUGCCUCUACUUCUGGUACAACAUGUGGGGCGCGGGGAUUGAGCACCUGAAUGUACGGCGGCAAGAAGGCGAAACGAAACUCACGUCGCUGUGGAAACUGGAAGGAGCGCGCACCCAGAACGAAACGGAGUGGCAGUACGCCAGCUUACCUGUCUACGGCAGCUCGAGCGAAUUUUUGCUGAAGCUCCAGGCGGUCUUGUCAAGCGCAGACGAGGAGGCCCACGGGACGAUCGCCGUGGAUGACGUGCUCCUCGUGGCGUCCGUGGAGUGCGCCUACGAGCCCCCCGAGGCCGAGGUCCUCCCCCCCACCGCCAUUCCGCCCACGCCCAAGCCCACGCCCACGCCGGGUUUCCUGCAGUCCUGUGACUUCGAGGAUUACGGCGACCCUUUCUGCGGCUGGACCGAGGUCUCUGCCAACGAGGAUUACAAGUGGACCAUUGUGAAGGUCGUCUUCGCAGGCCAAGUCUCGCCGUUCAUCGAACUCUCCGACCAGAUUGGCGUCACCGAGUGGACUCUCCUGCAGCAGACCUACACCAACCUCGUCCCCAACGCCACCGUGGGUUUCCUUAUCGAGGGGGAGGUGGGCGUGACCGACCCUGACUACGGCGAGUCUGUGGUGGCUGUGGACGAUUUCUCUCUCACCAACAGCGCGUGUCCUAGACCUGGUUCAUGUGCCUUUGAGGACGCCAACCUCUGCUCGUGGCACGUCGAAGCGAGCGAGGACCUGGCAUGGCAGCUCACGGACGGCCAGGAGAGCCACGACCAUGGCCCUCAGACUGACCACACGACGAACACCACAACAGGUGGCUACAUGAUCGUCGAGGACUACGGGGAACAUUUGGGGAUGUCGACGGCCCUCGUGAGCGGACGGAUCCCCGUGGACGUGUAUGGAUUUUGCUUCUUCUUCUACUUCUCUCUCAGUGGGGACACCGACGCCAAGCUGAGCGUGUCCGUGCGCACCGAUCAGGGCAAGGAUCUCCUGUGGCUGCUGUCAGGGGACCAAGGACAAAACUGGGUCUACGGCCAGGUGGGAAUCCCCGGGUCCUCAGGAAGCGGCGAGUUCGAGCUGGUUGUGGAGGGCACCACGGGCUCCUUCGCCGAUGGCUGGAUCGCCGUCGACGACCUCAACACUCAGACUGGCGAGUGCGGGAUGCAGCCUCCGAUUGCCACUCCCACGGCCAUGCCUACUACCACGCCUUCGCCAGACACCGUCAUCUUCGAAUGCGACUUCGAGAUCAACAAAUGCAACAUAGAGGAAGCCACAUCCGACGACUUCGACUGGGAAUACCAACACACUGAAGACGACUUCGAGUUGCCUCAGGGCGGGUACCUCUUGGUAGAUUCUGCAGGCAGGUCUCGCGGCAAUCGAGCGGUUGUCAUCACUCCGGCUGUGAGUUACCGGGGCUACCAGUGCGUCUCCUUCAGGUACCGAACUUUGGGGAGUGAACCCGGAGAGUUGAUGCUUUUCUACUCCUUCCCGGGGCAGCGGAGUGAGAGCAUCUGGCGCAGAACCCACACCACGGUCCCUGAAUGGCAGGAGGGCCACGCCGAGAUCGACUCAGGAACGGAUUACACGCUGGAAUGGGAGGUGCAGGUGACGGGCCAAGAUUCGAUUAUCCUGCUGGACAACAUUCGCAUCACGGCAGGCAAUUGCCCCGUCCGAAGCCACUCCUGCGACUUCGAUUACGAGGGAACGAACGAUAAAUAUUGUGGUGGUUACGCAGAUAAAUCCCUGCCGGAGUUCCAGUUCUACCGGGAAUCGGCCGAGCACAGUAGUUACAAGUACGCUAUCGAGGACCACACCUACCAGUCUAAAUACGGUUACUUCGUAGUAGCGGACUUCAGUGUAGCUUCAGAGGCGGGUCAGAAGGCGAAAAUGUACGGUCCCUCCUUCAUCAGUAGCUCUCACUGCCUCACCUUCUGGUAUCAGUUCGAGACGCAAGACAUCACCCUCUUUCGAGCGAUGGCCAACGAUACGGAGGAAAUCAUAUUCUCUGUUGUUGGUGGCACGGGCAUGGAGUGGAGGUUCGGCGCAGGCGAGAUCAACGGUGCCAAGACAGGCCGCGUGAUGUUCGAGGCUUAUACAGGGGAGACGCGCUAUGGCUACAUUGCUAUCGAUGACAUUCUCCUUGAUGACUCCCUGAGCUGCCCUGUGAAAGGCAAAUGUAACUUCGAAGACGGCGUUUGCGGAUGGAGUAACACAGGUGACCUCGAGUGGGUCUUCGGCAAGCUGGAGGGCGAGCUGGGGCCUCUAACGCCCACCCACCUCAUGUUCGUCACGCCCAGGGAAAGCAUGGAAGGGAAGAAGGCAAUACUCACCUCACCCAUUCUCGAACCCGAUGCCAACUGCGUCAAAUUCUGGUACAAGCGGGAGAAGGAAGCCCCGGCCUCAUUCAUGGCCACGGUCGCGCCGGGACCUGAGAGCCCCGGAGCCCACACCCCGACGGCCAUGUGGCAGUUGCCGAGCAGCGUGGGCGAGGAGUGGGCGCAGGGGCAGUUCCCCAUCACGCCCGAAGAAGCCGACAGUCUUCAGGUGAAUAUGGUCGCCACCCGCUUAGCAGGCAGUUGGACAGAUGGCCACACCCAUGGCCUGGUGAGCAUGGACGAUCUCGAGGUGCUGAUCACGGCCGAGUGCCACCUUAUGCCACCUGAUGCUGUUCCUGUCACCACACCUGCCCCACCGUCUACUAUUCGCCCAACAGUCUCUCCUACUACCGCCUCGUGUGAUUUCGGAGAUCAGACUUUCUGUGAGUGGCGAUCUCAACCCGGAGACGUUACCUGGAGCCUCUUGGACGGCAUAGUCCACACACACUACCUGGGGCCUCUUAGUGAUCACACCGCUAUCGAUGGAUAUUUCAUGACACUCACGCCCACUUUUGGAGACUUGAACGGCGAAGCAACCCUUAUCAGCCCUGAACUCUCGCCCACGGAGGACUUGUGCAUGCGUUUUUGGUACCACAUGGACGGUACAGAUGUUGGUGCUCUCAAGAUCAACCUGAAGACUGAAAUUGAUAAUAUCAACAUCUGGCAAAGGACGGGCUUCCAGACUUCGAACUGGACGGAAGCUUACCUCGGCAUCGCCUCGUCCUCGAAAUUCGUUAUCGAGAUCGUGGGCAUCCAAGGUAGCAACCCGCUCGCUAACAUCGCCCUCGACGACAUACUCUUCACGCCGUCUAUCUGCCCCGAGAACAGCGGAGCCCUAGGAACAGACACCAUGAAGUGCACAUUCGAACAAGGAGGCGAGUGUGGCAUGCAUGACAACUCCGGCACAGGCUGGGUGCCCGAGAGAGCUCCUCAGGCCGACCACACGACACACACGGCACAAGGCCACGUCUUCGAACUCCGCGGCGGGGGAGGGAAAGUCAAGACGAAGGCGAUCAAGACGCCGAUUCUGAAGAGCAACACACCUCAGUGCCUCACGUUCUUCUACCGGUCUGAGGGCAAGGAGGAGGCGACGCUUACGGUUUGGGUGGAAUCCAAUGGGCAGACGGUCAGCGAGAAGAACACCCAUGUGAAGAUGGCUCAGCCUGCCUGGAGAGCGUCUCACAUCAACAUCUUCGAAUUCUUUGGGGAAAAUACCAAGGUCGUAUUCGAAGGGAAAGUCGGCGACGACCACGAGACCGUGAUCCAGCUGGACGACCUGCUCCUGACCGACGGCAACUGUCCGAGCAUCCAAGGGAACUGCGACUUCACGGACGAAACCACUUGCUUCUGGACCAACGAGGAGACCGGCCUGCAGUGGGUCGUGUCGGACGGCCAGACCUUCCACCGGCUCAACGGACCAGCGAGUGACGGGGAGAAGACCCACUACGCCCUCUUCGAGACGGGUCCCCACCACCCCAGCGGCUCCAUCGCUCGCCUCAGCAGCCCAACCAUCGUGUCGGACGGAAUCGCUCAAGAAAUUUGCUUCAAGUUCUCGUUUGCUGCCUCUUCCGAACACGCUGGAAAGUUAUCAGUGCUGAUAGCGGACGUAGGCGAUGUCGGAGAGCAAGUUUUGUGGGAACUCUACAUGACCGGGGACUAUGCUGACUCUACGUGGCAUGAGGCUCGGGUUCUUGUGCGGAGUCCGCCAAAGAACUACCUGUUAGUGAUGCAAGCUGAUUCAUGGGACGGACGAGAAGGGUAUAUCGCCGUGAACAACUUUAUUACGGAUAUUCUGUAUUGUGCCCUGUCCCCCCCGGACGCCGCCCCCUCCCAGUUCCCUCCAUCCACCCUGCCCCCGGAGACGACCACCCCCGGCCCGGUCCUCCCCUUUUCCCCCCUCAAGUGCGACUUCGAGGACGCCGAGAAGCCUCUGUGCGACUUUCUGCAGGACUCGGGCGAAUACGAUGGCGUCUGGAACUGGGUUGAUGCCUCGUCGCCCCCCUCGCCUUUGCAUCCGGGCGUGGACCACACCUUACACACAGGCGCUGGGCAUUACCUUGCAGCCGCAAUGCAGGAAGACAGCCCAUACAAUCAGUCAACAGCUAGACUGAAAACACCGAGAAUGGACAACAGCUUGGAGUAUUGUCUCACUUUCUUCCUCCACCACAUAGGCGACCGCCCCCCUCCCUUGAUUGUCAACGUCGAGGCUUGGGACGGGCCACAGCAAGUGGAGGUGCUUCGGCGAGAGUCUUCCCUGCACGACACCUGGGUCUUCGUCGAGAGGGAGAUCCAAGCAAAUAUUAUCGACACCAACAUCCGAAUCAGCAUCGAAGCCAAGCUGAGCACCUUCCAAGAUGGAGAUGCUUCGCUGGAUGACUUGAGGGUAUCGAUAGGCCGUUGCCCCGACCACGACAGCAUGUCCUGCUCCUUCCAGCAAGGGCUGUGCGGCUACGAGCAGGAGCAGGAGCUGGACGACCUGGACUGGCUCUGGCACGACGGGAAAGGGGACGACGACGCUUUCCUGCCCGUCGAAACCCACUGGCACUUCUUCUAUGCCUACCUCAACACCUCCGCUCCGCCGGGAUCCACCGGCGUUAUGUACAGCACAGAGCUCCGCCUCUCGUCGCCGCACUGCAUGGUCUUCAACGCUCAUAUCCACGCGGAGAAAGGCAAGUCGGCCGUCCUCGAAGUCCUGAACGUCGGGGAGGGCACCAUCGCCGACGGGCAGCUCUUGGACCGCUUCGAAGACUUAGGGCCAGACUGGGCCACGCUUCAGGUCGUGCUGCCCUCGUCCGAACGUCCCAUGCGCCUCGCCUUCCAGGGCAUCAUUCCCAAUAACGAGAACUUCGAACACUCCACCUUGGCCAUCGACGACAUCUUCAUCCGGGCUGGAGGCUGCGACCCCCCGGGCUACUGCACCUUCGACGGCUACCUGUGCACCUGGUUCAAUAACGAGCACAUGGGGUCGCUCGUGUGGGAGUCCUCCGGGCCGGGGGAUCUCUCGCUCGAAACGAGGCCGUUUGCGGACUCGACGCAGAGGGACCACUCGGGAGGUUUCAUGUUUAUUGAAGCUGAUGAAGUUUUGUCAGGGGAAAGAGCCUGGCUCAUGAGUGACAGACUAGCAGCCUCGGGUCCCCAUGAACGCUGCCUCAUUUUCUGGUAUCACAUGUACGGCGCCAAAGGUACCAGUCUUUCAGCCCACACUUACUGGGAGGAGUUCGGACAAGUGACAACACUGUGGGGUUUGAAGCCCUCGGAAGCACGUUGGGAUUCGGGGUGGCAGUUUGCAGCAGCGCCUUUCAGUAGUUAUGUUCCGAUCCAGCUUGUCUUCGGGGCCGUGCUGGGCUCCGGCUUCAUGGGCGACGUGGCCAUCGACGACGUGCUCGUGGCCUCCGGCGGCUGCGCACUCCAGCCGGCCGAAGCCACGUCUGGGGUCAACUACACGACCCCCGUCCUCCCGACCCUUGUACCCCCGUCCACCGGCUCCCCCGAUCUAAUGUACGACUGCUCCUUCGACGAGAACGACCUGUGCGCCUGGACGAGCGACGACAGCGAGGGCACAGGAAACCAGAUGCUGUGGCAGGUUGCCUCCGAUCCGUAUUCAGGUGGCUACGCCUUCUUAGACGUUGCCGGCGAGGACCUUGGGCGCGGCGCCCGGGGCACGUUGAUCUCCCCGGCCAUCUCGGGCACGGCAGGGUCUUGCCUCUCCUUCUCCUACAUCGUGGACGGCCUGCACGAACUCAACGUCUUGAUUAUGAAAGAGACGUUUCUCGAGGAAGUGUGGCACGUCGUAGGUCCCAUUGGCACGGUGUGGAAGGACGCGCAGGUGACCAUCACAUCUGACUAUGUCUAUCAGAUCAUAUUCGAGGGCGUCAGAGCCUCGUCUCCUGAAGGCACCAUUGCGAUUGAUAACAUCACGCUCUCGUUUGACGCUUGCAAAAAGAAUGAUGAGUUCUGCAACUUCGAAGGCGGACACACCUGCGGAUGGCACCCAGCGACCUCCCUGGACUCAGGAACACCUCGUUGGGAGCUCGCAGACGGCCAGUACUCCCACGGGGACCACACCACCGGCGUCCCCGAAGGCCACGUCCUCAAGGCGACCAAUACCUGGAGCAGCGACCAGAACACGGCGCUCUCCAACUCUUCCCUCUACGUUUCGCUGGGGAUAUCCUGCGUCAGCUUCUGGUACUACUCCCAACCAUCGACCUCAGCGGUGAUCGAGUUGUAUGCUGUUGGAGACAGCCUGGACGGUGGCCUGGUACCUCCCGAGAACAUCUUCGGAAUGCCAGCGGGCGAACUGGACGCAUGGCUUUUCGCCAGAGUUCCUGUGUCCUACAAUUUAUUCCGACUACAGCUGAGUGCCACCUUCUCGUCCCCGGACAACACUUCUGCCGUGGUGGUCGACGACUUCAGAGUCCAACAAGGAACCUGUGGACUACCAGGCGAGUGUAACUUCAACGACGGCGAUCUCUGUGGCUGGAUUCCCUCCCGGACUGAGAAGGCUUACUGGGAGGUGGUCGGAGGGAGCGACCAUACGUACGGCGACCGUGGCGGCGGAAUGCUGGCACUGAAGGCUGAGAACCACGAACCCGGAGACCUUGCCGUGAUAAGAAGUCCUCCGCUGGGACCCUACACUGCUACGUCCCUGUGCAUGCAGUUGUGGGUGUCCAUGGAGGAGGUCGAAGAGGGGACGCUACGUGUCUAUGUUGAGCCAAUAGGCGAAGAGAAAGUGCUUGUGUGGAGUCUGAGCAAUUCCGUCCAGCCGGGGUGGCAGCUGGGGCGAGCGCCUCUUUACAACGUCACGACGGGCUUCUACCAAGUCGUGCUCGAGGGCGUCCUUGGCGUCAACCAGCUGGACGUCUUGAAGGUGGAUGACAUCAUGAUGUUCUACGGCCCCUGCGGUGUCUGGCCGAAGGAAGCGGCGCCGGGAGCAGGAGGCACGACCACAACUACCUCCCCUCCCCCCAUCUCCACGACGACUCAGGAACCCCUUGGAGAAUAUGACUGUGACUUCGAGAAUAUGUUCCAACCUUUCUGCAAGUGGCAGAUGUCCGAAGAGAAUGGCACGGUGCCUUGGAGGUGGCAGGUCGGGCCUCCCCAAAGCUUGUCUCCAGGACCCUCCGUGGAUCACACCUAUGGAACAGCAACCGGACACUACCUGUACGUGGAGUCGAAGUGGGCCGACCCGAUGGCGUCAGCGCAGUUGUCUGUUGGUCCUCUGGAGAACCUACAGUGCUUGCAGUUCUGGUACUACAUGUUCGGCGAGCGGACACCACAGCUCGUAGCCACUACUAGCCUCAACGGGGACGUCUAUUCCCCCGAGUUCUUCAGGGAGGGAUCUCAGGGUGACGCUUGGCAUCCUGCUAAGAUGACUCUGCAUAUCACCGGUGGAAAUUUCUAUGCAACGAUUAUAGCCCAGUGGAACGAAACAAGCCAAGGCAUCGUAGCGGUAGACGACUUGCGAGUCCACUCUGGCUAUUGCCCGUACGACCACACCGACCCUGCGAGCCUGCACGACUUCGAGAACAACGGCUCCGGCUUCGACGUGGUAGAUGGAGGCAUAGUGGACUGGGACACAAUGAACACCGGAGAACAAGCGGAUCACACGCUCGGGACGAUGAAAGGUUACAUGGCAAGAGCAGAACUUUCCAAAUACAACGUAGAUGAUAUCGGUCAGUUGAUCUCUCCCGUGUACAAGAACUAUGGGAAGACCUACAAGUGUCUACACUUCUAUUACUACCUGUCUGGAAUAACGGGAGGAGCCCAGCUGAGUGCCUACGUCAGGAGUACAGAGGACGGCUCAGGAGUGUCUAUUAACAUGCACAAGACACUCAUCUUCCAGCAGAAAAUAAGUCAGGGAGAGAUGUGGAUCAAUGCAGAGGGACACAUGAAAAUGAGCGGGAACUUCCAGGUCAUCUUCGAAGCCAAACUUUUGAAGGAAAGACCCUUAGCUGUCGUUAUGGGCAUCGACGACGUGUUUGCAACCACGGAAGACUGUAGAACAGCCUCUAUAUGCGACUUUGAACACGACAUGUGCACCUGGAUGAACGGCGAAGGAGGCACUACCGACUGGCUGCUUCAGAGCCCGGGCGAUGGCGACUCUGCCUUGGGUCCGCCGGUCGACCACACGACCAACGGGGCUAAUGGUCAUCUGCUGUUGAUGUCCGGGUCUCUGAUGCCGUUCGAGGGAGGAAACGCGCAGCUGUGGUCUCCUGUGCUGCCGGCCACGGGCUCGAAAGGAGGCUGUUUCCAGUUGUAUUACAAUGCAGCUUUCCUUCAGGAUAAAGGGGCCUUGACGGUGGUAGUUGCCCAGUCGUACCGAUGGCAGACUGUAUGGAAACUCCAACAAGGAACUGACCCUUACUGGCACUUCGCUCAGGUCACGGUCAAUCAGGACGUGCCAUUCCAGAUUGUGGUCAUGGGAGAACUGGAUCCCGAGGCCAUAUCUUAUGUCGCCGUGGACGACAUCUUCUACGAAAAGAAUUUCGCGUGCAAUGGCCAGCUGGUGCCAGAGACGGCUGACCCGAUUACGCAAGCCGUGAGCGACCUAACCUGCAAGUUCCAAGGAAAGUUCUGCAAAUGGACGCCGACGCCUGAGUUCCAAGACGGACAGACAGACCAGGUUCACGACGACCUUGGGAAGGGAAAAUACGCCUUCGUGACAGUCGACGAGGCCGUUGAGAAACCUUAUAAUUCCUACCUCGAGUCCGUCUCUAUUGCCGCCAACCCGAAUGACAAUCAGACCUAUUGCCUGCAUUUCUGGUAUUAUAUGUUUGGCGUAAACAACCCUUGGCUGACAGUGGAGCGCUAUAUCCUUAGAGACCACUGGGGCAACAAGACGGGCCCUGAAUUCAUCUGGGAGAGAACUGCUGGUUUUGUAGACAAAUGGCAGAAGGGACAUGUGGACGUUAACACCACACAGGGAGAUGUACAGCUCCGCUUGAAAGUGACAGUGGACAUGGAUGCGAAGGGCGUCGUAGCCAUCGACACCGUGGCUGCUGAGCGCGGACCGUGUUCAGAGACGCUGUCCGACUGCGACUUCGAGCUCGGGAUGUGCGGAUGGAAGGACGACGGCAGCUUCCCCCUUGAGUGGGCGAGAGUCCAGGCUAUGGAUGGGGCUCAGCUCGCUUACGACCACACGACCAACACUGAAACAGGACACUACAUGUUCCCGCGCCUCCGGGCAAAUCGAGGAAGAGAAGAUACAAUGACUGGGAUAUUAGUGUCUCCUACUCUUACACCUGGAGGGGGAAAACAGUGCCUUACCUUCUGGUAUAACAUUCAAGGCAUGGAAAAGAGUACGCUAAGCAUCUUGAGAAGAGAGGGGCCCGACUACACCGUCUUGUGGAACCGGACCGACGAACAGGGCUACCACUGGGUCCUUGGAAGAGCUGACGUGAACAUUGGUGAAUCCUUCAUAGAGCUGGGCAUCAAGGCUGAAUAUAGCGAGGACACAGGGGGUUACAUAGUAGUAGACGACGUAAGCCUCGACCCAGGACGCUGCCCGAGUAGCUCCAUCAGCUGCAACUUCGACAAAGGCCUCUGCGGCUGGACAAACAGUCUCAUGAGGAACAACAUCUGGCUGGUUGGACGAGGAUAUACCGGAAACUCGAACGUGGUUUCGGGCCCCUUGCUCGACCACACAACUGAAGAUGGACUGUACGCGUAUGUGGACUUCACGUCAUUCGCCGUCCAGAAUGAAGCUUCCGUUCUCAUGAGUGAACAACUGCCACCAACACAACUGUCCUGCUUAAGCUUCUGGUACAUCAAGUAUGGCGAGAGUGGAAGAUCCGGUGUGUUCACGGUGCAGAUGGCGGACAUCCAUAGCCACGACGGGCAAGUGACAACUCUCCUGAAGUUAGAUAACAACGUUGACGAGAGGAAAUGGACUCGCGCUUUCAUAAACGUGACCAACCCCCAAAACUACUUCCAAAUAACCCUGAACGCGAAGAAGGAAGUCCCUGACCAGUUCGUGGGCGUCGACGACCUGGAUUUCACCCAGGGAGACUGCACGCAGGUCCCGACGGUUCCUCCUCCUCCGGCUCAAUUUGUUAUGUGUGACUUCGAAGCCGAAGACCUCUGCGGGUUCGAGCAAAGCCAGGGCGACAGCUUCGACUGGGUCCGCGGCACGAGCAACGACCACGCCACGCUGCCUCUUGACCACUCGACCAACAACGCAUCUGGCCACUACAUGUACGCCGACACGAGCGUCUGGGGCGAUGGGGCAUUCACAAGCCUCUUCUCUCCUCCCAUCUACGACUUACCCGAGGCGUGUGUAGCCUUCAUGUACUUCAGCACAAAGCUCGACCAACUCCAGGCGUGGUUACACACCGAGGCCAAUCCUGACCCGAUAAGCAUUGCGAACUUCUCUGCUCCGUUUAAUGGCUGGUCUGGCGCAAGGAUGACCGUCCUCGCAGAAGGUGGCUGGCAGGUGGAAUUCAGAGUCACUGUUGGAAAUGACAACGGCUUUGUUGGCAUCGAUGACGUCAUUCUGAGUCCCGACGCCUGUCCCGAUCCUGUUUCCUGUGACUUCGAAGAUGGCAGCUGCUUGUGGCAGAACUUCGGGGGAAAUAGUUGGAUCACGGGCCGCGUAACGGACGACCCGAGCCAGUCUCCUGCCCUGGGUUUCGCUCCGCCGUACGACCACACGACCGGAACUCCCUAUGGCCACUACCUCUACUUCUACGAUGCAGCGGACUUGCCUGCAGAAGCGGUCACGGCCACCCUCCUCUCCGAAGUCUUCAGCGUCCAACGGCAGUCUUGCUUCUCCUUUUGGAUUCAUAUGUUUGGUGAUAAGGUUGGUCGGCUCACCCUAAAGACCAUACAAGACCAGGGUACCCUCGUCCUUAAAACAAUUGAGGGUUCACAAGGACUUCGCUGGAAAAACAUACAGAUCGAAUUAAGCGUUACCCCCGACCAUUGGCUAUCCUUCACGGCAGAGGGCGUUGCUGGCCACACCAACGUUGUGGCCAUAGAUGACAUUUUACUCUAUGCAGGACCCUGUCUAGAUAAUUCUACGGCCCCUGAUUUCCGCUGUAAUGAUGGUUUGACAAUCCCGCAAGAACAGGUGUGCGAUUACCGACCUCAAUGUGUGGGCAAAGAAGACGAGCGCUGGUGUGCCAACUGUGACUUUAUGGAGGACACGUGUGGCUGGAGGAGUGUGGAGACCUCAGAAGACCAAACAAAGCUCUGGUGGCAGAGGGUUUACACAAACAUCACAGGUCCAGAUGAUCCCCACAGCUAUCACAUGGGCGUGUUGAAGAAGAGCGGGAGCGUUGUCAACAAACCGCGACUUUUAACUCGGGUUCUGCAGCCUACGCACCACACCUGCGCUCUGCACUUUGACUAUGAGCUUUAUGCAGAUGACUAUCCAGGCCCUGAGAUUAACAUAUACGUAGAGCAUGGAGGAGCCGACCUCACCAAAGUAUUCCGCGCCCAAAGCUUCUCUUCGGAGUGGCAGACCCUCGCGCUCCCGCUGGGCAGCAUAUCCUCUUCAUACCACCUCCUGAUCGAGGCCGCUGCUUCAUUCGACCUCCUGCAGGCAGUCAAUGUCGAUGAGAUCUUGCUAUCGAACUGCUGGCCACCGACGCCGUGCGAAGAGGUGCCCGAGGGAUAUACCGUGUGCGAGAAUAAGGCAUGCGUUCCUCCUGACGCCGUGUGUGACUUCACUGACGACUGCGGGGACUACACAGACGAAGCAAGUUGUGAUAACUACCCUGCUAGAUGUGCCUUUGAAGACGGUUCAACGUGUGACUGGGUUGCCACGGACAUGUUCAACCUGACGGAGGCGCGGCAAAGCACCUCGCCACCUUUCAGAGACCACACACUCAACACUGCCGCUGGUCACUAUAUGCAGAUGCUCAAGUCUGUCGUGACCGGAGCUUUAUACAGUCCUAUCAUUCAUCCCUCUGUAGGAUGCCAGCUUCGGUUUUACCAUGCCUUGGGCGGCAGUACCUCAACCAGCCUGCAUGUAAGGGCCCAGUCAGCAACAAGCAAUGAAAUCCUCACAGAAGAAACUCUCGAAGCCUAUAGUUCAGAAACGUUUUACUGGCAACGUUUCCAUGCGGAAUUCACCACCUCCGAAACAUUUUAUUUCGCACUCGUAGGAGACAUUCCAGAGUCGGGCUCCGUUGGUCUCGAUGACAUCUCUCUUUCCCCCGAGUGCCAAGUGAGCCAAGCAACGCCCACGCCGCCCGUUCUUACCACCCCAGACCCCAGUGCGUGUGGAUCAGACCAGUAUAAGUGUAAGGGCACUGGAGUCUGCAUUUCUAGAGAUCAGGUAUGUGACUUCAACCUCGACUGCGACCAAGGAGAUGACGAGGAGCUCUGCGGCACCACGACCUUCGAAAACAACACAGGUGGAUGGCAAGACGUUAGCGACACGAGCUACUCCUGGUCGAGGGUGUACUCUCCCAACGCCCAGUACCCGAAUAACACUGCGCCAAUCACUGAUCACACUGGGGAUGGCGAGGGCUACUAUAUGUGGGUUCCAGCCAAGCUUGCGGACAUCCCUGAAGCUAUGGCUAUCAUGAAGUCACCCCCGGCUGGACCUCCUGCCAUGCCCUGUUCUGUAACCAUGUGGUACUACUGCAAAGACACAAUGCCCUCACUUAGCCUAUCUGCUUGGACAGCUGGACAAUUUAAUGAAAUGAUCAGUUCCAAGGACCUCAGGUGUUCCGGUAACCAAGAAUGGCGUCAGGCUCAGCUUUAUAUAGGAGAACAGAACUACAGGAUUAGUGCUGAGGUGACGAGUAUCAAGUGGGCCAGUGAUUGGUCGAGCACCAUGUAUGACGCUGCCGUUGAUGAUGUGUCGUUCACGAAAUGCUCUAAAAACCAGGAGGCAUCAAGUGAGGACAUACGAUGCACAUUCAGUGAGCCUUGCGACCUUUAUCAGUGCAAGAACGACGGCAUGGACUGGAGCACUGAUGUUGAAAAUCACAAUACCUACGCUUUCGUAGCAGGAAACACGCAGUACUCGAGAGCCAUCUUGCAGACAUAUUGGCGCAAACCAUCUAUUGGUUUCUGCUUCUCGUUUAGAUACAUGUUAGAGAGCCAAGGUGAGCUAGAAAUUCUCCUGCUUUACAAUGACAACUCGUCUGAUACUUUGUGGAAGCGAGGUGGCGGGAUGCAGUUCUUGGACUGGCGCCACGAACACCUUGAAAUCUCCACGCCUUAUUAUUACCAGCUCCUCAUACUUGCCACAACCCAGGGAACAGCAGACAGAGUAAGAAUUGAUGACGUAGACCUGAUACAUAGUCCGUGCCCUCCAUCCCUCACGUGUAACUUCGACGAUGAAUCACAGACCUGCAUGUGGGAUAAUGCCUUCGAGUUGGGAGCGACUCUGCCGUGGUCCCUCGGCUCGGGAAGUGAGAACAUAUCAGCUGGUCCAGACGUCGAUCAUUCUUGGGGAACGCCCCUGGGUCAUUACGUGUACCUGGACCUGCAGGGAAACCAAGACGGCGAGAAGGCUUUCUACAAGAAUCCGGAUACCAUUAACACGUCCACCAGUGACGGCGACUGUUUCCGCUUCUGGUUCUACCUUUAUUCCCUCGACGCUGGGAAGGACGUGGGAGAACUGGGUAUCCGUCUGCUACUGAACGAGGAGACCCUGACAGACCGGCUUUGGGAACACAAAUAUAACGGGCGAGAUGAAUGGCAGUACGGAGAGACUACGGUCAAGGUUGAAAAUAAAUUUAGGGUUAUACUAGAAGGCUUGAGACUACCUGGCACAGCAGGGCACAUGGCCUGGGACGACCUGAGCGUAGUGAGAGGACCCUGUAAACCACCAGGAACCUGUGACUUCGAGUCCGGACUGUGUGGAUGGGUGGAUGUCCCUGACUCGCAGGGGAACAGCUGGGAGUGGCUGAAGGCGGAGGAAGCCAGCGACGGCGUUUUAAUUGACCAUACGACCAACAGCGGAGCAGGCCACUAUAUAUCCUUUGACUUAGCGCAAUGUGCUUUUGGCUCCACCUGUUCUGCUGAACUUGUAAGCAGCGACAUCACCCCGACUGAUAACACCUACUGCUUCUCUCUCUUCAUGAACAGUCUCCAGAGUAAUAGUGACACAAAUGUUGUCAGCGUAGAGAUCGUCAAUGUGGAAAGAAACACAUCCCGAGUGGCAGGGACCUUAUAUAAUCCAUUCAACUACGUCUGGAACAACUAUAAAAUCUCACUGAACAGCAUCGACUACUUGUUCCACCUGCGCGUGAAGGUUAAGAUGCUUCAAGAUUUCCUUAAUGGUCAAGCAUACAACGCCCUGGACGACCUGCUCUUAGAAACGGGCAAAUGCGAAUGGACGGGCCUCACGACACUCUCACCUAUCACUACACCUGCGCCGGAAACGAAACUCACCUGUGACUUCGAGAACGCUAACCCCUGUGACUGGAGGCAGGACCUGACUGAUGGAGGAGACUGGGUUCUCACCUCAGGGGCGUUUCUCAAUUCUGAUCAGGGGCCUCUUGUCGACCAUACGACGCACCUAUCGGAAGGCCACUUUAUGUACACCAAGUCCAGUGGAGCGAAGCGCACCAUCCGGCUGAUGUCGGAUACAUUCUCAAGCGAUGAGGGAGGAAAUUGUUUCUCCUUCUAUUAUUACAUGCAUGGCGACAAACCACCUUUCCUCAAGUUCUAUAUCAUGAAAGACGGAGACAAACCCAGCGGCUUGGCAGACUGGGAACACCGCUCGGAGGUUGGAGAGACGUGGCAGAGAGUCGAAAUCCACAUUCAACACCACGAACACCUGCAUUACCUGGUGUUGCAGGCCGAAACGCAGGAGACCGAGACAGAUGAGGGACACACGGCUAUCGAUGACCUGUUACAGACUGCUGGAUCGUGUGAAGGAUUGGGAGAUCACCCGUGUGACUUCGAGACGUCUGACCUCUGUGAAUUUGCCGCCACUGACCUGGAUGGAGACUUCUGGGCGUGGGGUUGGGGAACUAAUCAAGAUCUGAAUAAUGCUCCGGAAAUAGAUCACUCGUACGGCUCAACCGACGGCCAUUAUGUGUACCUAAACCACCGUAGUAACGAAGUAAAGACCGAUGCUUACCUUACAAGUCUGAUAGGUAGCAGCUCUGGUGCCAUGUGUCUGCAGUUCUAUCACUACAUGCAAGGUCGCGACACCUGGACCGGAUAUCUAAAAGUGUACGUGAAGAACCCCAGUGUUAACAUCAUAGACAUCAGCCCAGUAUGGAUGGAGAGCGGGCCGAAGGGGGACAGGUGGAUCAUGAGCCGCAUUCCCUUGAACUUUGGAGGACAGUAUCAUGUAAGGAAUGGAAUUACCAAGCUGUGUAUUGUGUUUGGUUGCUGUACGAUUGCAAAUUCUAAUAGGUCUCUCCUUGCAGGUAUCCGUUAA
Molecule: messenger RNA, 24300 nt
Organism: Penaeus chinensis
Lineage: Eukaryota; Metazoa; Arthropoda; Malacostraca; Decapoda; Penaeidae
Product: MAM and LDL-receptor class A domain-containing protein 1-like
Exons: 146
Coding region: 151-24300 (8049 amino acids)
Biological process (GO): nervous system development
Cellular component (GO): membrane
Molecular function (GO): protein binding
Source: RefSeq, a predicted model, not a curated record